GCAACUUCCUCACACCGCGUUCCCCCCUCGCUCUGGUUCUUGCUUCAACAGUGUUUGGACGGAACAGAUCCGGGGUCCCCCAGCUCCCCUCGCUUUUGACCUUUGCUUUUCUGCAGUCCGCUAGCUCCUGGGACCAUCCGCCCCCCGCCUCCGGGACCAGCAGCCUCCUCCACCUUCGCCGUCGGUGCCAUGAGCUCCACCUCCCAGAUCCGCCAAAACUUCUCCUCCGAGGCCGAGGCCGCUGUCAACCGCCUGGCCAACCUGUACCUGCAGGCCUCUUACUCCUACCUGUCCCUGGGUUUUUACUUCGAUCGGGACGAUGUCGCCCUGCCUAGGGUGUCGCGUUUUUUCCGUGAGCUGGCGAAGGACAAACGCGAGGGCGCCGAGCGCCUCAUGCGGCUCCAGAACCAGCGUGGAGGCCGCGUCCUCCUCCAGGCUGUGCAGAAACCUGCCCAAGACGAGUGGGGCCGCAGCAUGGAUGCCAUGCAGGCUGCCCUGAACCUGGAGAAGGGCCUGAAUCAAGCCCUCCUGAAGCUGCACGCCCUGGGCUCGAGCCAAGGGGAUCCACACCUGUGCGACUUCCUGGAGAGCCACUACCUGGGCGAGGAGGUGAAGCUGCUUAAGUGCCUGGGCGACCACCUGACCACCCUGCGCCAUGUGCAGGUGGACCCCCAGCCCGGGCUGGGCGAGUACCUGUUCGAGAGGCUGAGCCUGAAGCAUGACUGAGGAGCAGCCAGGCAGGCGGCCCCCAGGCAGAAGGAAGAAGGCACCCCCAAUAAAGCCAGCUGCUCACCUAGCA
This is a messenger RNA of Vombatus ursinus (common wombat), 799 nucleotides long. RefSeq names its product ferritin light chain (gene FTL). Gene Ontology annotation, biological process: intracellular iron ion homeostasis; iron ion transport. Gene Ontology annotation, molecular function: ferrous iron binding; ferric iron binding. The transcript has 4 exons. NCBI's taxonomy places the organism in Eukaryota, Metazoa, Chordata, Mammalia, Diprotodontia, Vombatidae. Gene Ontology annotation, cellular component: cytoplasm. Bases 190 to 726 code for a protein of 178 amino acids. The record is from RefSeq and is a predicted model, not a curated record.